Zootermopsis nevadensis is the source of this 2922-nucleotide messenger RNA. RefSeq names its product dynein intermediate chain 2, ciliary. Gene Ontology annotation, molecular function: dynein heavy chain binding; dynein light chain binding. Gene Ontology annotation, biological process: cilium movement; outer dynein arm assembly. Gene Ontology annotation, cellular component: outer dynein arm. Lineage: Eukaryota; Metazoa; Arthropoda; Insecta; Blattodea; Termopsidae. The record is from RefSeq and is a predicted model, not a curated record.
CUACCCUGUUUCAUAACAUUGAACUAGGUGAUCAGUGAUUUGAAUCAAUGGAAGACGUCAGUGUUUCUAUGGCAACCGGAAACAAACUAUUUUAUACUUGCUAAUACGUUUAAAUGUUACUAUCGAAGAAAUAAUAUAUAGGCAUUUAUUUAACAGUGUUUAAAUGAUUGUAGUCUGAAAGUCUGUUAAAAAAUGGAAUGAAAAGGGGGGAAAAUGCCACUUAAGAAGAUCCAAGGAAUGACAAACAGUGGAACGGUGAAAGGUAGCGCAUUAAAAGCAGUGAAAGGCAAAGGUGGUUCUGGGAAGACAGCAUCUGAUUUAGCAGUAGCAGAUGAAUUGGACUCGUGGACAAAAUCAAAGCAGCUGCUUAAACCUGAAGAUCAAUUAGAACUCAGUGAUCAGGAGCUGAAGGAAGAAAUUGAACGUGUGUUGACAGCACAAAACCCUCAGACUCCUUCUAAUAUUGUAGAAUUCAGUUUUAAAGAAGGCUGUUUUAUUCCUGCACUGCCAACUACACAAACAGUAUUGCUCUUAGACAUUGAAGGUAAUGUUCUCCACAAAGACUCAGAGGAAGCAAAAUUCCAGUUGGGUGGAAAAUUUGAAAUUAGAGAUGCAGAUGAAGAAGAGAAACAGCAAUCUGCAGAAUUGAACGCAGAGAUUUUAGAAGGAGAUGAUGAUGUAGAAAGAGAAAAUACUGAAAAAGAGCAUGAUGAGGAAGAAAAACCAAUUGCUAAGGAUGAAAAAGAGAAACAAAUAGAAGAAGAAGAAGGAGAAGGUGAGGAGGAAGCAGAAGAUGAAGCAGCAGUGCCAAUAAAGAAAACUCCUGAAGUGUCUGCUUAUUUUAUGAAAGUAGGCUCUAAGAAGCUCACAAACCAGUUCAAUUUCUGUGAGCGAGGAGCUCUUACAUAUAAUAAUCCUUUCAGGAAUCUUGAAACGCAGACCAUACCUCCUCCACGAGCUAAUUUCUCAGGACAAGUCACGCAGUGGAUAAUUUAUGAUGCGUACCAGCAAGAUUUUGAAGCGCAACUGCGGGAGAAAGAAAAAGAAAGGAAAGACAAAAUUGUUCCUACUCAGAAAACUGAGGUCAAGAGAAAGGGUCUUCAAACAACAUCAGACACCACCAAACGGACUCUACUGGCAAUUAAAAUACUUGAAAGAAUGAUAAAUCAAAACACAUACGAUGAAAUUGCACAAGAUUACAGAUACUGGGAAGAUCCGUCAGACGAGUACCGAGACGAGGAAGGAACGUUGCUACCUCUCUGGAAGUUUGUGUAUGAGAAGACAAAGAAGAAUAAUGUGACAGCUCUGGGUUGGAAUCCUAGCUACUAUGAUCUCUUUGCAGUAGCUUUUGGAUGCUUUGACUUCAUGAAGCCUCAACCUGAGGGAGCAGUUUGCCUAUUUACACUGAAGAAUCCUUCGUUUCCGGAUUACAUCUGCACCACUGAAACCGGAGUGAUGUGCGUUGAUAUUCAUCCUGUACAUCCUUAUCUUGUGUGCACUGGGAAAUACGAUGGCAAUGUUGCUGUUUACGACGUCCACUCACCUGAAAAGAUGCCACAGUAUGAAAGCAACUCAGUGGCCAAUAAACACUGUGGUGUUGUAUGGCAGGUUCGAUGGGGAAUUGAUAUGCCUGAUGGUGAGGCGAACUUCUUCUCUGUGUCUGCAGAUGGUAAAGUGUACAACUGGGUGCUUAUGCAACAUGAGCUUUCGCAGACAUUAAUUAUUUCAUUAUUUCUGUCCUGCGAUCCCAUACCUGGGCCCAGUGGAGCACUGAUUCCACUGACAGGAUGUGGAACAACCAUUGCAUUCCAUCCCACUGAACAGCUUAUCUUUGUGGUUGGCACAGAGGAAGGUAACAUUUACAAAUGCAGUACAGCGUAUGCCUCCAUUUACCUGGCUACAUACGAAGCACAUCACAUGCCAGUUUAUAAAGUGGAUUAUAAUAAGUUCUAUCCUGAUAUAUUCAUUUCAUGCAGUGCAGAUUGGACAGUAAAGAUAUGGGAAGACAAACGCAGUGAUCCACUUUUUGUGUUUGACUUGGGAUGUGCAGUAGGAGAUGUCGAAUGGGCCCCAUAUUCUAGUACUGUGUUUGCUGCUGUAACAAGCGAUGGAAAAGUUCAUGUCUUUGACCUGAACGUAAACAAGUACAGGCCUAUAUGUGUGCAGGCUGUAGUGAACAAGAAGCGGAAUAAACCGACACGCAUAGCGUUUAAUCAUAAACUUCCAGUCAUAAUUGUUGGCGAUGAGAGAGGUUGCAUUACUGCUCUCAAAUUAUCGCCAAAUCUACGUAAGAAAGUGAAACCCCCGAAGAAAGGGCCAGUUCACACCGAGAAAGAAUUGGAGCUAAUGAAAUUAGAGAAACUUCUGGCACUGGUACGAGAACCACAGGCUUUGACACCACUGCCAGAUCCACCUGCUCCUGUAGAUUCAUAAUAAAUUAAUCAGUAUUUAAUGAAAACUCAAAUUUGAAAUUGAAGUAGUACGAAAUCAUUUGGGAUCUGUUAUACAGAAUACCCUCCACUCCCCGCCAAACGACCCACAUGGCGUGUAGCGGGACGGCUUUGCUUUACUUUAUGGAGUCCAGAAGAAUACUUCCUGAGGAACUGCCUUGUGGGUACUCUUAAGGUUUGUUACCACAUUCACAAGUCUGCCAGAGGCCCCGUGUAACUUUAUGUUACAAGGUACAUUUUUUGUGGUAACGGAUCGUUUACCAUCAUCCAUUCCCAAAGUCGGAGGACCAGUCUUUGCUGGCCGUCAGUAUAUUCACAUCUGCAGUCCAUAUUUGAAGGCUGUCCUCUCCAUACAUAACCUAACCUGAGGACACGUCAUGUAGUGGUGACAUGACACCCAUUUAACAUGUAUUCCCAAUAAAUAUAUCUAAAUAAGGGUACUGAAUAAAAUACUAGUGUAAAAUACUUUGAC